Molecule: messenger RNA, 3585 nt
Organism: Trichechus manatus latirostris (Florida manatee)
Lineage: Eukaryota; Metazoa; Chordata; Mammalia; Sirenia; Trichechidae
Gene: ATP6V0A2
Product: ATPase H+ transporting V0 subunit a2
Exons: 20
Coding region: 155-2722 (855 amino acids)
Biological process (GO): proton transmembrane transport; vacuolar acidification
Cellular component (GO): vacuolar proton-transporting V-type ATPase, V0 domain; vacuolar proton-transporting V-type ATPase complex; plasma membrane
Molecular function (GO): ATPase binding; proton-transporting ATPase activity, rotational mechanism
Source: RefSeq, a predicted model, not a curated record
UGUGGCGGCUGCUGUAGCGGCGGUCGGGGUGGCAGGACGAAGGCGCCCGCUGCAGCCCCGAGCCCCAUGCUUCGGGCUCGCAGCCAGGCCGCAGGGAAAACCCGAGGCCCAGGCUGCCCAGGGUGAGCCCACGGGCCUAGAGCCGCCGGCCGCCAUGGGGUCGCUGUUCCGGAGCGAGAGCAUGUGUCUGGCGCAGCUCUUCCUGCAGGCGGGCACGGCCUACGAGUGCCUCAGCGCCCUGGGAGAGAGGGGCCUGGUGCAGUUCCGAGACCUCAACCAGAGUGUCAGUUCCUUCCAAAGAAAAUUUGUUGGUGAGAUGAAGAGGUGUGAAGAACUGGAGAGAAUAUUGGCAUAUUUAGUGCAGGAGAUUAAUAAAGCAGACAUUCCCCUUCCUGAAGGAGAGACCAGCCCUCCUGCGCCACCUCUGAAACAGGUCUUGGAAAUGCAGGAACAAUUACAGAAACUUGAGGUUGAACUGAGAGAAGUGACAAAGAACAAAGAGAAACUCAGGAAAAACUUGCUGGAACUGAUUGAGUACACUCACAUGCUGAGAGUGACAAAAACCUUCGUAAAACGCAAUGUCGAGUUUGAACCCACUUAUGAAGAAUUCCCUCCCUUAGAGAAUGAUUCUUUGCUGGACUACAGCUGUAUGCAGAGGCUCGGAGCAAAACUGGGAUUUGUGUCUGGCCUUAUUAACCAAGGAAAAGUUGAAGCAUUUGAAAAAAUGUUGUGGAGGGUCUGCAAAGGGUAUACCAUUGUGACCUACGCGGAGCUGGAUGAGCCCCUUGAAGACCCUGAAACAGGAGAAGUCAUAAAAUGGUAUGUGUUUUUAAUAUCCUUCUGGGGAGAGCAGAUUGGCUACAAGGUUAAGAAGAUAUGUGAUUGUUACCACUGCCACAUUUAUCCCUAUCCAAACACUGCUGAGGAGCGGAAAGAGAUCCAGGAGGGACUGAAUACCCGGAUUCAAGAUCUUUAUACUGUGCUCCACAAAACUGAGGAUUACCUAAGGCAGGUGCUCUGUAAAGCUGCCGAGUCGGUCUACAGCCGCGUCAUCCAGGUGAGGAAGAUGAAAGCCAUCUACCACAUGCUGAACAUGUGCAGCUUUGACGUGACGAACAAGUGCCUCAUCGCGGAAGUCUGGUGCCCUGAGGCAGACCUGCAGGAGCUGCGCCGAGCGCUCGAGGAUGGCUCGAGAGAGAGCGGUGCAACAAUCCCCUCAUUUAUGAACACAAUCCCAACAAAGGAAACACCCCCAACUCUAAUCCGCACCAACAAAUUCACGGAGGGAUUUCAGAACAUUGUGGAUGCCUAUGGAGUUGGGAGCUACAGAGAAGUGAAUCCAGCUCUCUUCACCAUCAUCACUUUCCCCUUUUUAUUUGCUGUGAUGUUUGGAGACUUCGGACAUGGCUUUGUGAUGUUCUUAUUUGCCCUCUUGUUGGUGUUAAAUGAAAAUCAUCCAAGACUAAAUCAAUCACAGGAGAUCAUGAGAAUGUUCUUUGAUGGCCGAUACAUCCUUUUGCUGAUGGGGUUGUUCUCAGUGUACACAGGCCUCAUCUACAACGACUGCUUUUCAAAGUCCGUGAACAUUUUUGGCUCCGGGUGGAAUGUGUCCGCCAUGUACAGCUCAAGUCAUGCCACCAAGGAGCAUAAGAAAAUGGUUCUUUGGAAUGACAGUGUCGUCAGGCACAACAAGGUUCUGCAGCUGGAUCCAAGUGUCCCUGGAGUGUUCCAGGGCCCUUACCCUUUUGGUAUUGAUCCGAUUUGGAACUUGGCCACAAAUCGUCUCACUUUUCUAAACUCUUUCAAGAUGAAAAUGUCUGUGAUUUUAGGAAUUAUUCACAUGACUUUUGGAGUCACCCUGGGAAUAUUUAACCACUUGCAUUUCAGGAAGAAGUUCAAUAUUUAUCUGGUUUCCAUCCCAGAACUUCUCUUCAUGCUCUGCAUCUUUGGAUACCUUAUAUUCAUGAUCGUCUACAAGUGGCUGGUUUAUUCCGCAGAGACCUCCAGAGUUGCUCCUAGCAUUCUGAUUGAAUUUAUCAACAUGUUUCUAUUCCCAGCUAGUGAAACAAUUGGUCUCUAUCCAGGGCAGGAGCACGUGCAGAGACUGCUGCUGGCCGUCACGGCGCUGUCUGUCCCCGUCCUCUUCCUGGGCAGACCUCUCUUCCUGCUCUGGCUGCACAACGGGCGCAGCUGCUUUGGAGUCAGCAGGAGUGGUUAUACACUUGUGAGGAAAGACAGCGAGGAAGAGGUGUCUUUGCUGGGAAGCCAAGAUAUAGAAGAGGGACAUAACCAAAUGGAAGACGGGUGUCGAGAAGUGACCAACGAGGAGUUUAAUUUUGGAGAAAUAUUAAUGACCCAAGUGAUUCAUUCCAUUGAAUACUGUCUUGGCUGCAUCUCCAACACUGCUUCGUACCUGAGGCUCUGGGCACUCAGCUUGGCUCAUGCACAGCUGUCGGAUGUGCUGUGGGCCAUGCUGAUGCGUGUAGGCCUCCGUGUGGACACCACCUACGGCGUCCUGCUGCUGCUCCCUGUCAUCGCUUUCUUCGUCAUCUUAACCGUCUUCAUCCUUUUGAUCAUGGAAGGGCUUUCUGCUUUUCUUCACGCCAUACGCCUCCAUUGGGUAGAAUUUCAGAACAAAUUCUACACUGGUGCAGGCACCAAAUUUGUUCCCUUCUCGUUUAGUCUACUUCCGUCAAAGUUCCAUAACAACGACCUGGCAUGAUUGUACUGCUGUAACCAACAAACUUUCAGAUUUAUGGAGAAUUAUCAUGUUAUAGAAUUCCACUUCUGUCAAAUUUAUGAUAGGAAAAUGUCCCUCCUCAUCUGUUGCCUUAUGAUAUAGCCAAAUAAUUCUGUAAUAUAUACCUCUUCUUCACAUGUUAAAUAUUUUGUAAAGUUUACCAAUUUCAGAUCUAUAAAUUUCUUUCGGUUGUUUUUAUGAUGAGCACGUAUAAGUUAAUGCCAACUGUUAUGUUAAAGUUAUUUUUAAAAGUACAGGACUGGGGAAGGGAACCCAGUGUUGAAUGGUGAGUUCAAAAUGGCCUUAGGUACUUGAAUCCUCUCACCUCCUCCAAACCCAAGAGUUACUCUGGCACUGAAGUUGGCAGGUCAUAUUUGCCACUUGCUGAAGCUAAACAUAAUAUUUCUUUUAAAAAAUCAAUGAUGGAUGAUCAAAAGAUUUACAUUUAUUCUGUUUAGUUAAAAAUGUGCAAACAUUUUUUAACAUAUGCUACCUAGAAUUGCAAAUAGAGGAUUGUUUUUACAAUUUUGUCUGUUUUAAUAAUGGGAAAAUGGGAUAAAAUAACAUACAACAAAUGGUUAUGCCACUUAUAUAUUUUUUUAAAGAUUCUUAUCCUGUUAUCCUUACGGAAUACCAAUUAUGGCAAUUGUAUGUUUUAAUAGAUAAACUGUAUACUGAGCCUUAAAACCCAGUAAGACUGUAGAAGAUACAAUAGGGAUAUGAUUUGAACUUAGUGACCAACUUGGCUGAUGUUGCUCAACCAAAAGGGUUUAUUCUGAGUGAAGGAAAAGGAGAAAGUAGUAUUUUGUAUAUUUUAUAAAAAAAAUAUAAAUUAAGAUAUUUUA